Tribolium castaneum (red flour beetle) is the source of this 6075-nucleotide messenger RNA. It is a transcript of the gene Dscam3, whose product is annotated as Down syndrome cell adhesion molecule 3. The transcript is spliced from 28 exons. The record is from RefSeq and is a predicted model, not a curated record. Lineage: Eukaryota; Metazoa; Arthropoda; Insecta; Coleoptera; Tenebrionidae. The coding region runs from base 188 to 5959 and encodes 1923 amino acids. Gene Ontology annotation, biological process: axon guidance; neuron migration; cell-cell adhesion. Gene Ontology annotation, cellular component: plasma membrane; cell surface; axonal growth cone. Gene Ontology annotation, molecular function: protein binding.
UGUUUAUGUGGUCUAGUAUCAUCCUGACACAAGCGCAACGCUGGAUAGAAGAUCAGACAUCCUGAACAGGAUGCGCCUUGCUGAUGUUUCAGUAGCAACUCGAGCGUCGCGGGUGAAACACAUUGUGUGCAGACACUUUAGUACGUGUCCCACGUGGUUCCGGUGAUGCUAAAGUGAACGGCGCUAAAUGUAUGUGCAGAUGCUGUUGUUCGUCUUUGCCUUUAUUUUGGAGGCUGUAUGCGAAAGCCACGGGCCGGUCUUCUUACUGGAGCCUCCUGCUCACCUCACCUUUUCAAAUACCACAGGCUCGCAGGUGAGUUGUUCCGCACAUGGGUCCCCAACACCCCAGGUGGACUGGUUGCUACAGGAUGGCCAAACUGUCACCGCUGUGCCUGGGCUUAGACAAUCACUGGGUAAUGGAACUUUAUACUUUCCACCUUUUAGAGCCGAAGAUUAUCGAAAGGACGUCCACUCCACCGUUUACCGUUGCAGAGCAUCUAAUUUAGCUGGCACUAUCCUCAGCAGAGACGUCAAUGUAAGAGCCGUGGUGAACCAGCAUUACGAGGUGCAGGUGUACCACACUCACGUAUCAGCCGGCAAUACCGCAGUCUUAGGCUGUGUAAUUCCCGCAUUUGUUAAAGAGCACGUUAGUGUGACAUCGUGGUCAAGAGACGAGUCAAUCCUUCUGCCUGGAUCAAACCUGGGUGGUCGAAUCGUCGUUACUUAUGGAACCGGUGAACUUCAUAUACGUUCCGCAAGGGCCGAAGAUGGCCAAGCAAGAUAUUCGUGCCUGACACUUCAUAUAUUGACACAAGAACGAAAAAGAAGUGCCCCUGCCAUUUUAACGGUUACAGAACCCACUCGAACUAUGUCCCCCCGACUGGCCCCUACCGUGCAAACAGUAGUUUCAGCGGAUCGUGAGACUGAUAUUCAUUUAACAUGUUCAGCGCAGGGAAAUCCACCGCCAACAUUCAACUGGUUUCGGGAAAUCGAAGGCCACCUACAACCCGUACAUUCAUCAGCGCGCUUCGAACCCUCGCAAGACAUCCUUCACAUUAGACGUCUAAAAUCCGAAGACGCUGGCAGAUGGACGUGUAAAGUAUCUAAUAACUUCGGGGAACAAAGAUUAGAUAUCCAUCUUACCGUCACUGCGCAUUUAAGCGUCCAUGUCCUGCCGCAGCUACAGGUGAUAAACUCCGGGGAGAGCGCUAUUUUCAAUUGUACUGUUUCGGGAUCGCCCGUGGGACGCAUUCUGUGGUUCAGGAACGGAGAACCGCUACUAACCGAUGGAAAUAGAAAAGUUAAGCUAUUAAGUCCACUGGUUUUAGCUGUGUACGGGGUAACACGACAUGACAGGGGAAUGUAUCAAUGUGUUGUCAGGAAUGAUCGAGAGAGUGCUCAAGGCAGCGCCGAACUUCGGCUAGGAGACACCAUACCCGAAUUACAAUAUACAUUCAUUGAACAAGCGAUGAGACCCGGGCCGCAAGUAUCACUUCGUUGCUCCGCUUCUGGGUCUCCACCUCCACAAUUCCGGUGGCUUCUCGACGGCGAACCCCUUUCUGAUAUAUCCUCAGGACAUCGGUAUGCAAUCAGUCAGUACGUUGAUCAAAACGGGGAUGUUAUUAGCCACCUAAACAUCUCAAACGUACGAGUGGAAGAUGGUGGUCUUUACAGCUGCCGAGCUUUAAAUUCGCUAGGAUCAACAGAGCACUCAGCUCGGCUCAAUAUAUACGGUCCUCCAUUCAUACGAUCUAUUGGACCUGUAAAAGCGGUGGCUGGAGCGGAUAUAACUUUACACUGUCCAUAUUCGGGCUAUCCAAUUGGAUCAGUCCGUUGGGAACGUCACGGCCAAGAAUUGCCUCUUGAUUUGAGGCAUCGGCUGGGCGAAGAGGGAUCUCUAACGAUAUCGCGACUGGAUCCAGCCACUGAUUCGGGUUUUUACGCCUGUUUUGUCACCAGCAGGGACGGCGAGGUGGCUCGCAGGGAGAUCCAACUUAUUGUAAACAGUCCGCCGAUCUUGGAACCCUUUCGCUUCCCGGCUAGUCUCCAGGAGGGCGGUCGUGCACAGGUCACCUGCUCUGUGACUUCCGGGGACAUGCCAAUACACUUUGCCUGGUAUAAGGACGGGGAGCACAUAUCAGCCGCUCUUCAGGUGGAGGAACGUGCGGCCGAAUUCUAUAGCAUACUAAUAUUCAAAGAAAUUUCCUCCAAACACAGUGGGUCUUACACUUGCGUCGCAAGCAAUUCCGCCGCGAGAGCCAACUAUACCGCUCAGUUGAUGGUUAAAGUCACUCCUCAGUGGGUCACUGAACCCCAAGACGUUUCAGUCCUCCUUGGAAACCCAGUCCUGGUGGGUUGUUCGGCAAAGGGGUUCCCCGAGCCCCAAAUAACAUGGCUCAAAGGGCAAGGAAAGACAUCGACGGAUUAUCAGCCUCUGCUCAACAUACACAGUCGUGCGACAUUGCUGGCAAAUGGUUCGAUGUGGAUUGAAUCUGUGAGCCCCCAGGACGAAGGAUAUUAUUUAUGUAGAGCCACUAACGGCAUAGGCUCGGGGCUCACAAAAGUUAUUUACAUCGGAGUUAACGAACCAGCAAGAUUCGACGUGCCCGCUAAAAAUGUGUCGGUGAAGAGAGGCAAUGCGGCGAACUUGCUGUGUCAUGUUUAUGGCGACAUUCCGAUUGAAGUUCUCUGGACCUUCAACGGAAAUCGGUUAGACGUAAACACUUACAGAUAUACGGCAAGCAGCACAAAUACGGAAAAUGGGGUGAAAUCGCAAGUCACUAUAGGACGCACGGAUCGGGAAGAUUCAGGGGUUUAUAAAUGCUUGGCUGAAAACACCUUCGGCCGCAGUGAGCACAUCAUUAAUCUUGCCGUUCAGGAAAGACCAGAUCCACCUAGUAUGUUAGAAGUAAUAGAAGUAGCUAGCCGUUCCGUGCGUUUAUCGUGGCGACGUCCAUUCGACGGCAAUAGUCCAGUUAUCGGCUACUUGGUCCAAUACCAGAUCUUGGGACCCAACCAGGACUGGGAGCAGCCAAACGCCCUAAACCUAACACUGCCAGCGAACACCCUUCCAGAUUUUAGCUCCGACAUCAACCCCCAAGAAACGGCCGUGAUCGGGGGCCUCCUCCCCGCUCGCGUGUACACAAUGCGCUUGCUUGCAGUAAACAGCAUAGAUCAGAGCGCGUUCACGGAAGCCGUGAUUGUGAAAACGCAAGAAGAGGAGCCGUCCGAGGCGCCGAAAGACGUCCGAGUGGAGUCGGUCGGACCUGGAGAACUGUUCUUGACUUGGGCCGUUCCGGCUAGGGAGAGCUGGAACGGGGAACUAUUAGGAUACAUUGUGUCCUGGAACGAGCACGGGGGCCUCCCGAACCAAACUAAAAGCUUGACGGUUAAGGGCUGGGCUACCACAAAGUUGCAAUUAACAGGAUUGAGAAAGUUUACUCGUUACGACAUUAACGUCCGCGCCUUUAACAGUAUUUCAACAGGACCGGCCUCCCCAACAGUCAUUGGGACCACCAAAGAAGGGGUCCCUGAAGCGCCACCGCAAAACAUCGCUUGCUCGCAGAUAUCCUCACAGAGCAUGAAAAUAUCCUGGACACCGCCCCCGCAAACGCUGCACGGGGGGCUCAUCCAAGGGUAUAAAGUUUAUUACAGGCCGCUGCCGAACGAAAACGUCGACAUUCCCACGACCGGGGAAGUUAAAAGGACCUCCAGCACGGAGACAUAUUUACAUACGCUCUUCAAGUAUACUAAUUAUUCUAUCAAGGUACUAGCGUACACCGGCGCUGGAGACGGCCUAAUGAGCACCCCGUUAUACUGCGUCACAGAGGAAGACCUUCCAGGUCCUCCUGCAGACAUAAAAGCUGCAGCACUGACAGGCGAAUCAAUUCUUGUCUCUUGGUUACCACCUAGUAAACCAAACGGUCGCAUAAGUCAUUACACAGUUUAUGGGCGUGAAGCUGGCCGCGUAGGAAAACACACGAGUUAUAAUGUUCGAAUGGAAAACAUGGUUUACAUAAAUGGAUUAAUGUACGAAGUCAGGAAUUUGGUCGAGCACCAACUUUACGAAUUUUGGAUCUCGGCCACUACGAGUAUUGGCGAGGGUGAACCAACUGCCAUUGUAGCCCAAGCUACAAAUUCGAGAGCUCCUUCUAGAAUUGCUUCCUUUAGUCAGACAAUCAAAAAGCCCAUCAAAUCGAAGAUUUUGCUGCCUUGCUUGGCCGUCGGAAAUCCCACCCCUAGAACUAGGUGGAUUCACAGAGAGAAACCCAUAACUUUUAGUUCCUUCUAUGAAAUCACGUCCGAGGGACAUUUGAAUAUUCACAGUGCGGACCAGUCCCUGUCAGGCAAUUAUACCUGUUCGGCGAAAAAUCUUUUUGGCGAUGAUAACAUUACUUAUACUUUAAUGGUAUUAAUGCCUCCAAGCGCCCCGAUUUUAGAGGUGCAGUUUAGCACUUCUCGAAGUAUUCGGUUACAUUGGACACAACCCGAAGAUGGGGGUUCUAUUAUCCAAGGCUAUACUUUGAAUACAAAACACGAAACGGACGAUUGGACUUCUUUGGAACUUUCUCCGGAACACAGUGUAUAUAAUUUAGAUAACCUUCGAUGCGGUUCAAUCUACCACAUAUAUUUACUAGCACACAAUAGAGUCGGAAACGGAAGUCCGAGUCCAAUUCUUACAGUCAACACUAAGGGCGGCGCUCCACUUCUCCCGAAAGAGGAGGAGCUGAUUUCAACAAACGCAACAACUUUGCAGCUGAAUUUGUACAAUUGGCCCGAUGGUGGGUGCCCUAUUUUGCAGUUUUCGAUAGAAUACCGCAUAUAUGGGACGAAAAAGUGGAACCUAAUUUCAAAUUCCAUACUGGACGAGAAAAUCCUCAUUCAGAACCUCUCACCGGCCACUUGGUACCAACUGAAGAUCACCGCAAAAAACGAUGCCGGAAAAAUGACCGGACAUUUCAAUUGCGCAACCACCACCUUAGGCGGAGGUAAAAUACCGCUACCGCCAAAUUUUUCCGACGGAACAAUAUCGAACAAUGACGAAUUCAACUACAAAGAAGCUUAUAUCAUCGGGCCGAGCAUUUGUGUCGUGAUUCUAAUAAUUUGCGGAGGCUUAGUUUGGCUAGUCUUGACCAAAAUCAAGAAACAAACGGCUGAAAAUAUCCAAGAAGAGGAAGAAAUCACCGAUGAAAAGGCGGCCGAGCGGGAGAAUAAACGAAACUGCCAACAAGUUUACACCUCAUCGCCUAUUAAAUCGGCUGAAAAAAUACAAGACAAUGUCUCUGGGAUGUAUGAAAUAAGUCCUUAUGCCACCUUCAGUGUGCCUGGCAACAACAGCAGAUCAGUCACCACGUCAACGCUAGACUACACAAUGCAGUUCAAAACUUUCGGGCACAUUGAAGAUGAAGACCACAAUGCCAUCAUUUAUCCAAAAAAUCCAAGCUCGAAGCACAGCUGGCACAAACACCGUUUUUACAGCAAUGAAGGCGAGGUGCCGAAAUCCCGCCUGCGGUCCAGCCGGGCCCCAGCCCGCGGCGACUCAGAGUCGGACGACACCAGUGGAAGUCCUUGCGGCGACUGUCCUAGCAGUGGUCCAAAUUACAGAGUUCCGGUGAAGCAGUCGUCACGAGAUUUGUUUCGUCCCGAUUCUAGUACCGAAUCUAACGACGUUUCUCCCUUAGCUGAACGUCGUCAGACGCCUCGGCACGUUGUAGGGGUUCAGCGGCGACAGCACCGUCCUUCAAGUUCCAGCAGUGAAGAAUGCGAAGAUGCAUCGCCGGAAGACAUGAGAUUGCAUCCCCCGACUGGAUUUUCCGACAGCAGAGAACUGAGCGAGGCUGAAUGCGACAGAGACAUUAGCAUGACCACUAGGAAACUCCCCAACGAUUUAGCAAUUUUAUUAGCUAGGUAUCAAGAGAGAAAAGAACAAGAGCGAAGAGAAUUUACCAUACAUGUGUAACAGCAACACUGUUUUGUUUUUCGUUAGAUAUUUAUUGUACCGGUGGAGAUCAUUUUGUAACACGGAAUUAAUAUAUUAAUGUAAAUAUGAAGAGAAGUGAAUAAAGUUAAUUCUAA